UUUCUUUUUCUUUCUUUUUCUUUCUUUUUCUUUCUUUUUCUUUUUACUUCAUUAUCAAAUCAAGAGAACAAUGGCAGAAUCCAUUUUAUAUCAACAGUAUGAUAAUAGCUUAAAUAUUGAACAUUUUGCUUUUCAUAAUUUGGUAAUUGAACAAAAGCCAUCAAGAAGACUCUCCUUUUCUGCAUUAUUACUACAAAAGAAAAGGUCAAGAAUGGGUCGUAGUCAGAGCAAGUUAAGACAGCUUUUGGAUGGACUUUAUGGUAAAGAACAAAAGGCAGUCUAUGGUGGUCAUAAAGCUGAACUUAAGGUUUUAAUUCCUUUUAAUGUACGAAAGAGAUCUUCUACAACAGUCGUUGUGGGACUAGAAAAGAGUUAUUCAUUCAUGACAUGUUCAUCUACAGACGAAGAAGAUAAUCUCAAGACGCCUACAAUAAUGAGUAGUCAUAGUCAUGAUGACGAUGAUAAUGAAAGUGAUAUAUCAGAAGAAUCAUUACGUUCGGUCAAUCUUGAAACGGCUGUUACAAUACCGCCUCCUCUUACUUUUAAUACGUUAUCAAAAACAACUUUAACAGAUUAUUCUCAUGAUAAAGGAUAUUCCAAUUUCUAUAUCAAGUUACCUAAUGGGAACUGGAUGGUUCGUAUUCGUGAUACAAAUAGAAAAAUUGUCGGUACAUAUGAAAUCGAUGGCUCUAUGAUUUAACAAAGCUGGUGUGUAUAUUAUCAAAGCACUACGUAUACCCCUCCCUUCUAUCCUUUUAAAUACAUAUUAUAUUAUAAUACUACUAUUACUCCCUCAAUAUAUACAUAUAUACUAUACUAUAUUAUAUAUAUGACUCCCUCAUUUUGCGUAUUAUUACUUGUAUAUAAUUUUAUGCAUAUAUUUAUUUUAUAUGCAGUGAAAAUAAAGCUGGAUUAUUACAUAAUAUAUGAAUAUGGAAACAAGAGGGAAAAUA
Messenger RNA from Cokeromyces recurvatus, 953 nucleotides. RefSeq lists its product as uncharacterized. The annotation marks the transcript as partial. The transcript has a single exon. The record is from RefSeq and is a predicted model, not a curated record. Lineage: Eukaryota; Fungi; Mucoromycota; Mucoromycetes; Mucorales; Mucoraceae.